Austrofundulus limnaeus is the source of this 2467-nucleotide messenger RNA. RefSeq names its product leucine rich repeat containing 75Ba (gene lrrc75ba). The record is from RefSeq and is a predicted model, not a curated record. NCBI's taxonomy places the organism in Eukaryota, Metazoa, Chordata, Actinopteri, Cyprinodontiformes, Rivulidae.
GAUCUGGGUUUGGAGGGCACCUCGCUGAACGACAUCUUGUACAAAAAUGCUGCUUUCCUCAAUCUGGUGGAUCCGAUCUCACACGAGCUGCUGCUCAGCUUGGCUCGAGAGAUGCAGUGUCUUAAGAAGGACGCAGACAUAAUAAAGUCUUCAGAUAAGAUCUGCAGACAGCUGAUCUACCACCUGACCCCGCACUCAAAGUGGCUGAGGCAGAGCAUGUCCAGACGGAAAUCCCAGGCCUGUCUCAAGACAACUCUGCAGAAAAAGGUAUCCAGCGACAGCGUUGACCUGUCUGGAAUCCCUCUGUCCACUCGUGAUGUCCGACACGUUGCCUUCUACCUCCAGAACAACAGAGACAGCAUUGUGGCCAUGGACAUCAGCUUUACCGAGCUCCACGAUGACAACCUGAGGCUGCUGCUGCCUCUGCUCGCCUCCCUGCCCAAGCUCAGCACGCUGGCUCUCAACGGUAACCGCCUCACCCUGGCCAUCCUCAAAGACCUUACUGAAAUGCUCAAAGACCCCAAACUGUUCUCCAGCCUGGCCUGGAUCGACCUGGGCAACAACGUGGACAUCUUCACCAUGCCCCAGCCGCUGCUGGUUGCGUUGCGCCGGCGUUGCAGCCUCAAGAGCAGCCUGCCGACCAUCUACGAGUACACCGAGGGUCAGCCGUACUCCUACCACCUUGAGACCUCUAUAGAGGAGCCCAGCCACUAUGAGGAGGAAGAGGAGGAGGAGGAGGAUGAGGAGGAGGAUGUGGAGAGUAAAUUUGAGUUGGAACCGUGGGGUUUAGGGGAGAAACAGCUCUCCAAAACGUUCACUCUCCACUACUGUGAAAGGUGAUGGAGUAUUUCCUGUCUAAUGCUCCUUUUGCUGUGGUUGAAGCAUUGUCCCACAGCACUCUGAUACCUCCUUUGCCCUCUUGUCCUCACACCACGAGCCCAGUCACCCUCAGAGGCACAGGGGAGACCAGUGCCCACAUUGUUCCAACAUGGUUACCAAGUUACUCCUAACCAUCUCUGAGUUAACCCACCCAAGAUAGUGACAGUGAAGAGACGGUCAGACUUACUGUGUUGGUGGACAGUGCUCUGGGGAACGAGGUGCGGUUUCAUUGGAGGGGGGCUGGAAGAGUUAACGAACCAGGGCUCUCUCUUUCUUUCUCCCCCUUUCUCCCCUCUGUUCUCUCCAAUUCUCUUUGUGACACCGGCAGCCAAAGGGCCAAUCUCAAGGAGACUUACAUCAGUUGGUUGGACGAAGGAGCUGCAUCCCGGCGGCAGCUGWGGUGGAUGUUAGUUUGGAAAGCGUUGGUCCCUCUGGGUUCUCUACCAGGACUGAGACUAUCUCUGUCAGGCAGGACCCAGCUCCACAUUGUGUGUUCUCUGUUAAUCUCUCAACAAAAGCUAUGACACGAGUUCAACAGACUAUACAGCCGGCGACCCGUCACGUGACGCGGGCAAAAGUGCUUGGUCGACUUUUUGCGUCCCCCCCCCUUUCCAAAUGUCCACUUUGUGAAUGUCCUGAUGUAGAUGAAAAAGAGAACAGAAAACAAAACAUCUGUUGUGUUUCCACUGCUUCUUUCUGUGCACUUUAGAAAACAAAACAAUCUUAGAAGACAACAGGUAGGACUUGACGAUGGAUAGUUGUCGCAGGUGGUUUCUGGAGCUGAUAUUCACCUCUUUGUAACUGUUAAGCUGUUUCUGUGAUAACCUCAGUGUUUCAACACAUCUGUGACACUGAUGCCAACGUUAGACAUGGACCUCUGAGUCAGAGCUAAGCCCAAACUGCCCUUCCUUACUGCCAUUUGUCUUUCUGUUUAAUGUUGCUGUACUUCAGUGGCUCCUGUGUUACGAGACCCUGACUGUUAUCUAUCAGUUAUAGACUGUCUGCAGUAGCAUUUAAUGACUAUUUAGGCUGAGCAAACCAGUACGCACUUUAAGGCAGUGUUGUAUUAACACUUCGGUUUCACCAUUCCACAUCCUGGAUGUACAUUGUUUAUAGCUGCUUAAACCAGAAGCUGAAAGUCUCUUUCAGGUGUCAGUAUAACAACAGGAUGAUGAUUGUUCGAAGGAUCAUUAAAACAACAUAUAUUAAAUGUUUAAUGGGUGUUUUAUGUGUUCGUAAUGGUAAAUACGUCUAAUUGUUGCUGUAUAUAUUCGUGGUAUUGUUUUAGAGUUUUGUCUGACUCCGUAAUAAUGACUAACGACCAUGAAACGCAUUCCAAAGACCUCCUGCUGUUGGAUUGAUUGGUAUAUAAAAGUGGCUGAAAGGAUAACGCAAUAAAGACGCAAACAGUUCAGUAAAUAUUAUUCGGAGCAGACACCUUUUAUGUUGAAUGUUUAUUCUGAAUGUCCACUUGGUUUGUAGUUUGUUUCACGUGUCACGUGUCAAAUGUUUCCUUGUUGUAGUCUGUGUUUGUUUGUCUCAUGCCAAACGAUGACUGCCAGUAAAAGAUUCAAUCCAAACUCAGAAA